AUGUGUCAUUUACUGGCAACAUACGGCACGUUGCGUGAUGAUAAUGAUUCAGGAGCACCAUGGAACCCACCGUUUAUCCAAGGUAUUGCAUCUGCAACGACGGGUCGAGUGACCGGUUAUCGACUCUUCUUCAAUCCCAAAUUGAACUAUCCAUUUGCUAUUUCAACAGGUGAUGCAAACGAUUCUGUCGUUGUACGUGUACUUGCUUGGCCAACACGAGAACAAUUUGAGCAGAAACUUGAUGAGGCCGACAAAAUGGAAGGUGUUGACUAUGAACGUAAAAUGGUGGAUGUUUUCAUUGAAAGUUCUUCCAAUACGAUUCAAGCCCAUUUUUACGUCGCCCGCUCAGAAUUAAUUGAUGAUCAAUGUCAACUUAUUCCCAGCGGUGAUUGGCUACGACGACAUGAAUCAUGA
Molecule: messenger RNA, 414 nt
Organism: Rotaria sordida
Lineage: Eukaryota; Metazoa; Rotifera; Eurotatoria; Philodinida; Philodinidae
Source: the annotation of a GenBank genome assembly